This is a messenger RNA of Oncorhynchus keta (chum salmon), 2929 nucleotides long. Its product is annotated as zinc finger protein 239-like. Gene Ontology annotation, biological process: regulation of DNA-templated transcription. The record is from RefSeq and is a predicted model, not a curated record. Gene Ontology annotation, molecular function: RNA polymerase II cis-regulatory region sequence-specific DNA binding; DNA-binding transcription factor activity, RNA polymerase II-specific. Lineage: Eukaryota; Metazoa; Chordata; Actinopteri; Salmoniformes; Salmonidae. The transcript is spliced from 2 exons. Bases 244 to 1284 code for a protein of 346 amino acids.
UUCUACAACAACAGCUGGUCAGACACUUGCUAGACAACAAAGCCGAAACAUUAAAGCUAUUUAGACUGCUCCGGUGUAUUACUAGCUAUGUUUUAAACACACUUCUGUCGUAUCGACUUGUUAUCCCAUUUAAUUUCAUAUUCAUGCCUACGUUGUUUAGUUACCGUAGUCAUCUACCCGUCUGGUUAAGAUAGCAGUAGCUCCAGGCUAAUCGUUAAUGCUAACUAGUUAGCAUCUCCGACCAUGAGUUCACUGAGCUGCUCUCCUCCUGAUAAAGAAGAGGAGGUCUGCUGGACGGAUAAAGAGGGUCUGUGGCUGAAUGUUGUUGUAAAAGAGGAGAAGGAAGAGGAGGCUGUCACAGUAACAAAAGUAGAGGAUGAGGAUGUUGCAGUGAAAGAAGAGGAAGAUGAGUUCAGAGUGAAAGAGGAGGAAGAUGUUACAAUAAAAGAAGAGGAAGAGGGGGAGGAUGUUACUGUGAAAGAAGGGGAAGAGGUGGAUGCAGUUUUUGGAGUGAAAGAGGAGGAGGGUGAGAUUACCGUUACAUUGGGGGAGGAGGAACAGGAAGAGAAGACCGGAGAUCUGAUUAACACCAGAGAGAGACCAGACUCUCCCUCUGACAGCGGGAAGAGUCCUUCAGGGGAACCAGACCCAGAGACGCCCAAACCAGGGAGACAACACCACUGCUCCCUCUGUGGAAAGAGUUUUACUAAGUUGGGCAACCUGAAAGCACAUGAGAUUAUACACACAGGAGAGAAGCCUUACCACUGCUCCCAAUGUGGAAAGAGUUUUACCUGGAUAGGAAACUGGAAAACACACGAGAAAAUACACACAGAAGGGAGGAAGACUUUCCACUGCUCCCAAUGUGGAAAGAGUUUUACCAAGUCAGGAUCCCUGAAAAUGCACGAGAGAAUACACACAGGUGAGAAACCUUACCACUGUUCCUAUUGUGAAAAGAGUUUUAGGUGGUUGGUGACCAUGAAAACUCACGAGAAUACCCACACAGGAGCAAAGCCAUACCAAUGCUCCCUGUGCGGAAAGAGUUUUACCCAGCUAGGAGGCCUGAAUAGACAUGACAGGACACACACAGGAGGGGAUAAGACCUACCACUGCUCCCACUGUGGAAAGAGAUUUAACCGGUUAAGGCAUCUGAAUAAGCAUGAAAGAAUACAUACACAGGAGGAGAAGACAUACCACUGCUCUCAGUGUGGAAAGACAUUUUCCCAGUUAGAGGAUCUGAAAUCACACGAGAGAAUAGAGAGGCUGUGUUCUGACUUGUGUUUUUGACCUGAGAAUUUAGUUUUUUGUUUAUGGGCCAUUCCACUGUAACGGAGUGAUGCUGAGACUCACGUUUCCACUUUAAAAUGUAUGCCAAGAAAAAAAAAACAUUGAUUGCAAAGUUUAAACAAACAAUACACCUACAGAACCAGUCAAAAGUUAGGCCACGCCUACUCAUUAAAGGGUUUUUCUUUCAUUUUUGCUAUUUUCUACAUUGUAGAAUAAUAAUGAAGACGGUCAAAACUAUGAAAUAACACACAUGGAAUCAUGUAGUAACCAAAAAAGUGUUAAAACAACUCUAAAUAUAUUUUAGAUUCUUCAAAGUAGCCACCUCUUUGCCUUGAUGACAGCUUUAGACACUCUUGGCAUUCUCUCAACCAGCUUCACCUGGAAUGAUUUUCCAACAGUCUUGAAGGCUUUCCCACAUAUGCUGAGCACUUGUUGGCUGCUUUUCCUUCACUCUGCUGUCCAACUCAUCCCAAACCGUCUCAAUUUGGGUUGAGGUCGGGUGAUUGUGGAAGCCAGGUCAUCUGAUGCAGCGCUCCAUCACUCUCCUUCUUGGUCAAAUAGCUCUUACACAGCCUGAAGGUGUGUUUUGGGUCAAUGCCCUGUUGAAAAACAAAUGAUAGUCCCACUAAAUAAAUCACUGACAGAGUCACCAGCAAAGCACCAUCACACCUCCAAGCUUCACUGUAGGAGCCACACAUGCGGAGAUCGUCCGUUCACCUACUCUGCGUCUCACAAAGACACAGCGGAUGCAACCAAAAAUCUCACAUUUCGACUCAUCAGACCAAAAGACAGAUUUCCACCGGUCUAAUGUCCUGUGUUUCUUGGCCCAAGCAAGUCUCUUCUUCUUAUUGGUGUUCUUUAGUAGUGGUUUCUUUGCAGCAAUUCGACCAUGAAGGCCUGAUUCACACAGUCUCCUCUGAACAGUUGAUGUUGAGAUGUGUCUGUUACUUGAACUCUGAAGCAUUUAUUUAAGCUGCAAUUUCUGAAGCUGCACUUGAAGUUUCAAAGUUCUUGAAAUUUUCCGGAUUGACUGAGCUUCAUGUCUUUAAAGUAAUGAUGGACUGUCUUUUCUCAUUGCUUAUUUGAGCUGUUCUUGCCAUAAUAUGGGCUUGAUAUUUUACCAAAUAUCUUCUGUUUCCAACCCCUGGCUUGUCACAACACAACCGAUUAACUCAAACUGAUUAUGAAGGAAAGAAAUUCCACAAAUGAGCUUCUAACAAGGCACACCUGUUAAUUAAAAUGCAUUCCAGGUACCUCAUGAAGCUGGUUGAGAGAAUACAUAGAGUGUGCAAAGCUGUCAUCAAGACAAAGGGUGGCUACUUUGAAAAGUCUAAAAUAUAAAUAUAUUUGUUUCACACUUUUUUGGUUACUUCCUCAUGUGUUAUUUCAUCAUUUUGAUGUCUUCACUAUUAUUCUACAAUGUAGAAAAUUGUAAAAAAUAAAUAAAAUAAAAAACCUUGAAUGAGUAGGUGUGCCCAAACUUUUGAUUGGUGCUGUACAUUUAUUUAUUUUAUAGACCUAGAUGCGUAUUUUGAUAUUAUCUGUCUGUUUGACUGAAUGAAUCAGAAAUUGCUUUUAAUGUAGAUGUUUAGUUUGUGUGAAGUUUGUUUUAAAUUCUCACUCAUUAAAAUUCUGAACUAAUCAA